UCCAACCCAAUCACUCUCUCGCGGGCUCAGCAAAGGCAUUUCACUACGUCUGGACGUCACACGAACAAUGGGGAUGAGAUGAGAUGCGAUGGACACGAGGACAUCGUUACGCAAUGCAGCGACGGCCUGGAAGUUGGAUUGAUGAUAAAAACGAAGGACAAUACAGCGGGCAACGUGUGCAUAGCCAACACGUGUAGCCGUAAAAUCCAAACAAUAUCAUCGGAUCGCAAACGCUGGCCCCAUCACGAAACGUAUAUCUCGACGACUUCCUUGGAAAAUUUCCCUUAGAACCCAAGCCAUCUUCCCCUCCUCCUUCCCUCUCUCUCCUCUCCCAAGUAGAGUCUGCAAUGGUUAAUGAUCAUCAUGGUGUUUCUCGCGUCGUGCACCACAAGGACUACUACCUUCGUGGUGGUGACAUGACCGUCUUGGUCGAGAAUCAUUUGUAUCGUAUCCACAGUUAUUUCUUCGACCGCGAGUCGCUCUUCUUCCGUCAGAAGCUAUUGGCGGGGCCAUCAGAGGACGGCGACGACCGUGGCUCUAGCGACAAUAACGCCUACACCCUCGACGACGUCAAAAGUGAAGAUUUUGCACGAUUCUUAUGGGUCUUUUACAAUCCGCUUCCUUUGGACGUUUGGCUCAGCAUCCUCCGUCUUGCAACGAGGUGGGGUUUUAACAACGUCAAGGAACUCACCGUUCGCGAGCUCGAGAAGCUCGAAAUUGAGUGUGUCGACAAAAUCUCCAUCUAUCACGAGCACAAUAUAAGCAAACUCUACCUCAUUCCUUCCUAUGUCGCCAUCCUUGGUAUGGAGACCGUCCUCCGUACCGCUGACGCCCGUGAACGGGCAAGACAGCGAGCAUCGGAGAGCGGUGUCCGCACCCCCUCGUUCGAUGACUUUGAGGAUUCGGAGGUUGAAAUCAUAGUUCGUGAAGUCUUUGGUUUGGGCUCUCGUCCCACUUCCCCUACCCCCGCCGUCGCUUCUCCUAUUCCCAACGGGUCCCGCAAUGGUGUGUCGGCAGAUACCGCGGCUAAGACAUCAGUUGACAAUAUGCGCACAUUCACUACUGCCAUGGGGUCUCAGGUGCCAACGGCGCAGUCAACGGCAACGAUUCCUCCAAGCACGACUCCGGCGCCCCCGCCUCAAACAGCAACAGCAAUGCCAACAACAUCCGCAACCAAACCGGGGGCAUCCACAACUUCGACAGAGAAAUUAGUCCCGCCUCUACCGCCACAGGUCGCGGCGGACACCAAGGACAAAGAGGUGCUGUCGGCCGGCAAUAAGUCGCACGUGCCGGAGACUCCGAAAUCUGCCAACAACCCCCAGGCCAAAUCUGCUGGAACGGGUUGGGGUGCAGGGCGAGGCUGGUUUUGAUAUGACUUCCAGUACCGACAAAGCUACCGUUGUAACAGCAUGCGAACAGAAUGUGGAUGUAACUGUAACUGAGGGGGACAGUCGUGACACAGAGACAAAGGCUGACGCUGCAAAGGAAGCCAAAAAUGAGACGCCUACUCCUACUAAGACAUCCGAGAAGCCUGAAGAUAACCAAUCAUCCAAGGGCAACGAGGAUGAGAAAACCAAGCCAUCAAAAGGCGAUGACGAUCACGGCAAGGACGCGGAACAAGAGAAGCAAACUAAUGACGGCGAAGACCAGACUAAAAAUGCGGAUAAGGAAGAAUCUACUAAAGAUGGCGACGAUCAAUCUAAGGAUGCUGACUUGCUUGGUGUAUUCUCCGAUAGCGAGAGUAAAGGUGGAAAGGGUACCGGUG
Pisolithus orientalis is the source of this 1765-nucleotide messenger RNA. RefSeq lists its product as uncharacterized. Gene Ontology annotation, molecular function: protein binding. The record is from RefSeq and is a predicted model, not a curated record. Bases 348 to 1370 code for a protein of 340 amino acids. Lineage: Eukaryota; Fungi; Basidiomycota; Agaricomycetes; Boletales; Pisolithaceae. The transcript has 7 exons.